UCUGCCUCAGCUGUCCUUGGUGCUGCUGUUUCAGAUGGAGGCUGCAGUAUUUUGCUGAGUAGCGGUGAGCCAGCAUUCACUCGCUCUGCCUCCAGCCCUCAGCCUCUCAGCCGGUCGAGGAGGGUGCUGAGAGUCCUGGCAGCCGGAACUACAGCGCCCACAACCCUCCAGACGAAGCCCAGACUGUCUCCAGGCCUGCAGCGCACUCCCUUGGAACCCUGGGAGUCGCAGUCCUCGCUAACUGGCUGGUGUUGGAGGCAGAGAGAGAGAGAGAGAGAGAGAGAGAUAGAAAGAGGUUGACGUGCCAUGACAACCCUCAGAGAGAGAGAGAGAGGAAGAGAGAAAGUAACUGCUGAGUCAUGUCUGCCGGCCUAGAAGAUACAGACAACGUGUUUGACCUGAAUGAGGCGAUCCCAGAGACUGAGCUGCUCGAUAACAGCAUCCAGAAGGGCCGAGCUCAGCUGUCCGUCAAAACACGAAGACACCGCCCCUCCAGGUCCCGAUACCGUGACAGCGUGAGUUCUACGGAGGGGGACGACAGUCUGGAGAGAAAGGACAGCCCGUUACACUCAGCCCGCUCACCUCUCCAGCUCGCUAUACGAGGCAACUCCCCCUCCCCUGAUUCGCUCCUGUCAGUUCGAAGCCCCGCCUUCUCCUUCGACACAUCACUGGUGCGUCGCUCUCCAGAGGAUGAAGGAGCGCCAUUGGUUGCUCCCCCACGCGGGCGGUACCACCAGCUGACCAAUGCCACAUCUCAGGAGGCUCUGGUGACCCCGAGCAGCUCGCCCUCCAGGUCCUGCCCCUCCCCUGACUGCUCUCGUGUCUACAUGAGGAGGAGCAGGAGGCCCGACAGUGAAGUGUUGGUUUCAGACUCGAGUCGGGACUCCAGUCCAGCUGAUUCCAGCAGCCCAACUGUCGUCUUCGACAAGAAAACAAAGAGACGCUUCCUAGACCUGGGGGUGACUCUCAGGCGGUCAUAUAUCAGGGUGAGAAAAGAUAAAUCCAACAGGCUCUCUGUGGGCAGCAGAGAACCGUCCGAGAGUCCAUCUCGUUCUUCGGGAUCCUUUGUGCCGUUUUCCUGGUUCACCGAAGGACGAGGGUCGCUCUCCUCCUCCGGGACUCCCCCGUGCUCCCCCAAAAACACCCCGCAGAGCUCCCCGAGGCCCCGCAAGUCUCACUCUCAGGAGUCGGCUCUCAGCGAGGAAUUUUCACCUCCUCACACAUCCUCCUCAACCUCUCCUCCUGUAGACUCCUCCUCCAGAUCCUCCCAUCCGUACCACACCCUGUCCCAGUCUUCUGAUGAGCCCUUGGAUGAGCCGUCCUGUCCGGUGUCUUUGUGGACGACUCAGGAGGUUUGUCAGUGGUUGAGAGGAUUUAACAUGGACCAGUACAUCCCAGAAUUUAAUGCAAAAGACAUUGACGGUCGGGAGCUCCUGCAGAUGGAUGGAAACAAGCUGAAGGGUCUGGGCGUGCUCAGUUCGUCUGAUCGCAGUGCUAUAAAGAGACGCAUCAGAGAAAUCCAAAACGCAGCAGAGAAAGAGAGAAAAGCUCUGGACAAGAUGGAGAAACAGAAGGAAAAACAGAGGAGGAAAGACCAGGAGCAGCACAGGAACUGACCCUGGACCACCAGGGGGAGACACACGAAGACCAAUGGAUGGGGAAAGCCAAGGGGGAAGAUAAGCUAACCAAAGGGGGGAGGAAAACAGGGGGGAGACUCAGAAGAAUUGAGGGAAGGAUUGUUGAAAUGUUAUGAAGGGGCCUGACAGAAAAAUAAAGAAGGACAUUUGUACUCAAAAGAACAAAAACAUUUACAACAACCAAACUAAAAUAUGAUUUAUUGUUGAAGAA
Notolabrus celidotus (New Zealand spotty) is the source of this 1848-nucleotide messenger RNA. RefSeq names its product sterile alpha motif domain containing 14 (gene samd14). Gene Ontology annotation, biological process: neuron projection development; actin filament organization; calcium-mediated signaling. The transcript is spliced from 11 exons. The record is from RefSeq and is a predicted model, not a curated record. The coding region runs from base 360 to 1616 and encodes 418 amino acids. Gene Ontology annotation, cellular component: cytoplasm; postsynaptic density; dendrite. Lineage: Eukaryota; Metazoa; Chordata; Actinopteri; Labriformes; Labridae. Gene Ontology annotation, molecular function: actin filament binding.